CGAGAAUGGAGGGGAUUGAAUUCCAGCCAACUACAAAUACAUAAUGAAGUCGCUGUUAGUAGUAAUGGUCUUAGCCUCAUCUUCAUUUUCGUCUUGGCUUUUCUCUUCUCUCCAUCACGAUGUUUCUCCUUCGUGAGCUUGUACCGUUUCUUUCUCUCUGUGCUCCGAGUUUGGUAGCUGCUAUCCCUACUUCACGUACUAUUGUCCCUACUGUUACGGUUAAGAAUGGUACUUAUAAAGGAGUUCAUGAUACAUACUAUAAUCAGGAUUUCUUCCUUGGGGUUCCGUAUGCCCAGGUAUUUUUGCUACUCUCUUUCGUUCUUUAUCAUUCACCGUUCACUUUUCUACAUCUUCAUCCUUUCCUCUCAGUCUCUUGCUCUCCCUACACGUUACUAACCACCACACUCAUAGCCACCACUAAAUGAUCUUCGUUUCCGAGUUCCCCAAAGUCUGAACCAAUCAUGGACAGCUCCCAAAUCAGCAACCGAAUAUUCUCGUUUCUGUGUAGGAUAUGGAUCAGAUGAUUUUGGACAUGAAGUUGACGAAGAUUGUCUCUAUUUGAACAUUAUACGACCCGCAUCCAUACCCGAAAAUGCAUCUCUUCCAGUCGCAUUCUGGAUACAUGGAGGUGGAUUCUACCAAGGCGGUUCUGGAGAUGCUCGUUACAACUUAUCGUACAUUGUUCAAAAUAGUGUGGAGAUGGGUACACCCAUGAUAGGUGUCUCAGUCCAAUAUCGAUUAUCUGCUUGGGGAUUUCUUGGCGGUAGUGAGGUGCUGGAAAGUGGUAAUACGAAUUUAGGGCUUAGGGAUCAGAGAUUGGCUAUGCAAUGGGUUCAUGAAAAUAUUGGAAAUUUUGGAGGUGAUAAAAAGAAGGUUACUAUUUGGGGGGAAAGUGCUGGAGCUGCUAGUGUGGGCGCACAGCUUUUGGCUUAUAAUGGUUUGUUCCCUCUCGUCCCUGAGUGAUUGUUUUCAUUCUUCAUCAUUAGUUGAGUAAUUGAUUAACACUGAAUAGGACGAGAUGACCACCUAUUCCGCGCCGCCAUCUCCGAAUCCGGUGGCCCUGCAGUUCUUUUCUUCCCCGUCCCCUACUCCAAUGCCUAUAAUUCGACCACUCCACAAACCCUCUUCCAAACACUCGUCGCAAAUACCACUUGCGCACAUACACUCAGUUCAAACACCACCUCAACCACAUCUCUCCAAUGUCUCCGCACUCUCACCUUCUCUGAUUUAAACUCCGCUCUCAACAUCUCAACCAGCGGAUUUGGUCCCUUCUCCCCAUACAUCGACCACGACUUCAUAGCCGAUUAUCCAAGCAAACAACUCUCGGCAGGAAAAUUCGUCAAAGUCCCCUACCUCAUCGGCACAAACACAGACGAAGGAACCGCAUUCGGAUCCAGCUACGGCCCCAAUGGCAACGGUGUAAACACUGACGCUGAAUUCAUCACCAUGCUGAAUUCCACUGGUCUCCCUCCCUCCUCCAACGCAUCCCUCUCCAUCCAAUCCCUGUACCCCAACAACCAAAGCGUCGGAAUUCCCAGUCUGGAAAUGUACCCCGAUCUCUUCACACCUAGCAACCCGCUCUCCGCAUCCAGGGGUUUGCAAUCCCGUCGCGUGUGCGCUUACAUAGGUGAUUUAAUCAUGCAUGCCCCUCGUCGUCUUACCUCUCUUUCAUGGACAAAAUUCAAUAUUCCUAUCUACACGUAUCGUUUUGAUGUACUGGUAAAUGGGCUUCCUGAAGUAAUGGGCUCGACGCAUUUUCAAGAGGUGGCUUUUGUUUUUAAUAAUACGCGAGGAGAUGGUUAUGGAACUAAUCCUUUUGGGAAUAAAUCGGAGGGGUAUUUUGAACUGGCGAGCGAGAUUAGUAGGAGGUGGGUGGGGUUUGUUACAGGUUUGGUGCCGGAGGCGGGAGUGGGGGCUAGAUGGCCGGAGUAUGCGGGGGUAAGGGGAAGAGGAAGGAGGAGGAAGGGGAGGGAGGAACUUGGUUUUUGCGCCGACUGGGAGUUUUGUAGAGGAGGAUACUUUUAGGGCCGGAGGGAUUGAGUUUCUUAUGGAACAUAGUUUGGAUGUUUAUGGGAAGUAGGAUGUAGGAAGGAAUGAUGGUAGUGAGUAGGAGACGG
Molecule: messenger RNA, 2117 nt
Organism: Sclerotinia trifoliorum
Lineage: Eukaryota; Fungi; Ascomycota; Leotiomycetes; Helotiales; Sclerotiniaceae
Source: the annotation of a GenBank genome assembly